This is a messenger RNA of Neltuma alba, 1500 nucleotides long. RefSeq names its product alkane hydroxylase MAH1-like. The transcript has a single exon. The record is from RefSeq and is a predicted model, not a curated record. Gene Ontology annotation, molecular function: iron ion binding; heme binding; oxidoreductase activity, acting on paired donors, with incorporation or reduction of molecular oxygen. Bases 1 to 1500 code for a protein of 499 amino acids. NCBI's taxonomy places the organism in Eukaryota, Viridiplantae, Streptophyta, Magnoliopsida, Fabales, Fabaceae.
AUGCUGGGGUGUGUGCAAGUAAUUGCUGGUUUUGCAGCACUUAUCUUUCUCCUUUAUCAUUUUCAUAGAAGCCGGUGUUGCAGAGACCCUCUCGUACCAGAUUGGCCUCUAUUGGGGAUGUUGCCACAUCUUCUCAUAAAUUUGCGGCAGAUUCAUGACUACGCAACACAAAUUCUGCAAAGAAAUGGUGGUACCGGUAGUUUCCUCGGACCUUGGUUUACUGGUAUGAACUAUUUGGCGACCUGCGACCCCAUGAACGUACAUCACAUUUUGAGCAAGAAUUUCAACAACUACAUUAGAGGGCCCGAGUUUCGUGAGGAUUUUGAAGCUUUUGGGGUUGGCGUUGUCACUGCAGAUUCAGAUACAUGGAAAUACCACAGGAUACUCUCCCAGUCGUUGUUUAAAACCAGGAGUUUUCAGAUGCUUAUGGAGAAGAAUGUUCGAAAGAAGGUGGAAACAAGUCUCCUUCCUCUUCUUGAUCAUGUUUUAAGGGAAGGGAUUGAAGUGGACCUGCAAGACGUGUUCAAUCGCUUCAACUUUGAUGUUGUUUGCUCCAAUAUCUUAGGAUAUGAGCCAGAGAGCCUUGCCAUUGAUUUCCCCAGAGUUGCAUGUGAGAGGGCUUUUACUGAAGCGGAGGAGUUUAUAUUCUAUAGGCACACAGUACCUAAAAGCAUUUGGAAGCUUCAGAGAUGGCUUAAAAUUGGAUCAGAGAAGAAACUGGCCCUAGCAUGUGAAGUUCUUGACGGAUUCCUCUACGAAAGUAUAGCAUCAAAGAGAGAAAAGAUCAGCAAAGAGAACGAAAAAGAUAAAGAAAACGAUGAUGACUUGUUGACAUGUAUGAUGAGGAAGGAAGAAGGAAAAGAACAUGCGAAUGACCAGUUUCUGAGAGACGCCACUUUUAAUCUUUUUCUUGCAGGAAGAGACACUAUAUCCGCAGCUCUGAGUUGGUUCUUUUGGCUUCUUGCUAAACACCCUUCAGUAGAAGCGAAGAUCCUUGAAGAGAUCAAAGAAGAAAAGGAAGCACAGUAUCAAGUAUAUCUCCACGCUGCUUUAAGCGAAGCUAUGAGACUGUACCCUCCCGUACCUUUUGAGCGCAAGCAAGCAAUCAAACACGACAUACUUCCUAGUGGACACGAGGUUGGUCCUGGUUCUGUGAUAAUAUUAUCUUUAUAUGCAAUGGGAAGAUGUGAAGAUGUAUGGGGAAAAGACUGCUUGGAAUUCAAACCAGAGAGGUGGAUCUCAGAGAGAGGAAGCAUUGUUCCUAUACCGUCAUAUAAAUUUAUCAGCUUCAACUCAGGGCCAAGGAGUUGUCUGGGUAAGGACCUGUCCUUCAUUCAAAUGAAGAUUAUGGCUACUGAUAUCUUAAAGAAUUAUCAUUUCCAAGUGGUGGGAGAUCAUCCUGUUUAUCCCACACUUUCAAUAAUGCUUCUAAUGAAGUAUGGUCUCAAAGUUCGGGUCACUAAGAGAGAUGGUCAUAUGAUGGAAGAAGAUGGAAAUUAA